GGUUUGGAAGAACGUGGAGUGUGAAAGAAAAGCGUACAUGCGACCGGUGUCGUUCUGCAUCCGGGCGGCGCCGGGAUGUUUGGUAAAUAGUGUGACUGCGUUUGGAAAAUCUUGAGUGGCUGAAAGAAUGCGAGGAAGAGUAUCUGGAACCGAGCGACUGGACCGCGAGAAAAGCGUGUACGUGACUGCAUGAAUUUUGACUAUGGACGAAAGAUGCGAGUGAGAAGGAUGCAAGGGUAAGAAAGACAGAGUGGGAAUGCGUGGCCGGGUAAUAGUUGAGCGUGACUUUUUCGAGUGAGACACUCGGUGAGAGACAUUUUGAGAGAGAGUUGGCGAGUAACCCUUAGCGAGUCAGCGAGUUAUAUUGAAAUAAAGUGUUCUUCACAUUUUUGUUAUUGUUACCUAGUGAGUGUAUCUUUUCUUUUUAUUUCCCUACCACGGCAACACGUGGGAUUUUUAAUAAAUUAAUCUUACAGUGCUAUAACAAUAUUAUAAACAGUUAAUGGUUUUAAAUAUGUGGCGUUGACGGUUCUUCCACAGAGUAAGCGAAUUUUUUCGAUCAGUUUGAGAAUCGUAGUUACGGAGUCCGAGGGAACUGUCCGAGGCUUUUACAACAGUGUUGAUGAAAAUUUCAGCGUUUGUUCCAUUGAAGUUCGGAAUUAGUGGUAGAAAUUGCUCAUAUAUUUUUGCCACUGUCGGUGUAGAAAGUGUUUCUUCUUUUGAGGGAAUUGGGAGAACUGAAUGUGCGUUCGUAGGUCUCUCCCUUCCCCUUCCUCCGCCCCGUCUCUAAUAUUAUUAAUAACAUUUAAUUAAAGUCACAGUUUAAAUCGAUUAGAAAAUAUUGUUAUUUUUUUAUAGAAUAAAACCCUCCAGAAGAUAGCUUCCUAACGUUAGUCUUUUAUUCUAGUAAUAACAUUCAACCCGAUUCUGCGAAUUAACAAACUCUUAUAAGUGUCCUUUUUAAAAUAAAUACUGCAUAAUCACGAGAUAUAUGAAUUUUGUCAAUCUAUUUUACUAUUUGACUCAUUAUGUGACGUCUCUAUUUACGUUUGUUGUUUCGUAAUUCUGUUCAUAACGUUGAUGAGAUGUGAAACAGAUUAUUUUUUUCACUUACAGCAUAUUCGUUUAUACUUAUAUGAGUAAUUCCACAAUUAUUACACACACACACACGCGCGCUUUCACGCACGCACUCGCGCACACAUAUUUAAAUUCAAUACUUAUCAAAUGACUGAAGUAAAAUGGUAUUUAUUAUUUGAUGCCUAGUUCAAAUAAUUAAAUUGAACUUUCCCUUGAAGUUGUAGUUUAACACAAAUAUUUUUGAUACUAGAGAUUUUUAUAAUUUAAUGCAUCUUAAUCGAAGAAGAGGUUAAUUUAAAAGAUUUCAAAAAUUUACAAGUAAAACUCUUGUCCUGUUUAUGAAUGCUUUUAAUAAGAAGGCUGUGUGCAUAAAUAUUAUUAAGCAUAAAUGGUACAAAAAUUGAUAUCAAAAAGGUUAAAAAUGUUAAAUGUUUCAAUAUCAGAGUUAAUGAUAUUAUUUAGCAGUGUUCUUGUUAUUUUUAUGCUGCUCACUGACAUUUUGGGAUGGACACAACUAUUCUCAUGGUUGGAAAAUGGGUGUAGGUUUCCUAGUUUCUCGUUUGGUUAUUCAGAUCAUAAUGGUCCUCACAUGUGGAAAACACUAUGUUCAGCCAAUAAUGGUAGCAAUCAAUCACCAAUCAACAUUGCAACCCAGUUUGUAGUUGUACAAUCAUCAGAGCCUCUUCAAUGGACUGGUUACAAUAAAGGACCUUUAUCUAUGACUAUAAUGAAUAAUGGAUAUAAUGUGAUAGUGAAUGCAAUGUGGAAUGCAUUAGCUCAACCAUACAUUCGGGGAGGACCACUGACAAGUACUUAUAAUUUUCAUUCGAUGGUUUUCCACUGGGGACAGUCUAAUGAGGAAGGCAGUGAACACACAAUAGAUUAUGUUCGAUAUCCUAUGGAGUUGCAAGUGUAUCACUUAAGACAUGACUUUAAAUCACCCAUGGAUGCCAUUGCAAUUGAAGCAUAUAAUAGCAUGCUAGUUGUAUCAUUCCUUUUUCAAAUCACAAAUGCUGAUAAUCCUUAUUUAGACCACAUUAUAACGAAUUUAUGGCGAAUCCAACAACCAGGAAAGAAGGUUCAUAUCUCACCUUUUCCUUUGGAGUGGUUUUUCUCACCCUUUGAGAAAAAUUAUUACACUUACGGCGGCUCUCUUACGCAGCCGCCCUGUAGUGAAAUAGUCACUUGGAUCUUACACCCUGAACCAAUCGCUGUAUCUUCAUUUCAAGUUGCACAAUUUCGAUCACUUUGUUCAGCGAACGGUCCUAUUCUUCUAAAUUGCAGACCUGUUCAACGGAUAAACAAUCGUAACAUCUAUUUUUACGAAUAACUAAACAAUAUAUAGCUUACAUAAAAUAAAUAAUAAAAUUAUACACGUAUGAAGUAACCACUACUUAUUGAAAUUGAUGGGGUUUAUAUUACUUCUGCAACUAAAAUUAAUAAAAUUCUUAAAACCAUACGUGUAUACAAACUGUUGUUCGCAAUUCAACUUUUAAGAGUAAAUAAGAGAAGAAAUGUAUUACGUUUUAAUGAAAUGUGAAAUUUUAUUGUACCUUAUGAACUGCAUUGAUUUACGAUAAAUAAUUUCAUACUUAAAACACAUUAAGCAUUUUUAACAACGGAAUCAAUCACUCUUAUAAAUAGACGAUUUUAGAAUAUAUUUAAUAUUAAAAUUUUAGCGAGUAGAGAUCGCAAAUGAUAAGUAGAGAUGUAUAUCGGUGAUUACAUAGUUGGGUACGUAAUUACUAUCUUAUUAUCGAUCAUCGCUGAAAUCUAGAAAGAUGAAGCUUUGGGGAUCAAGGCCUACUACCGAUUUCUUGCCUUUGACACAAUGAUGGUAUUUGAGAGUUAUGGACUGUGUUUAUAUUACUCACGAGAGGACUAACGAGGGAAGUUGCUCA
Molecule: messenger RNA, 2978 nt
Organism: Nomia melanderi (Alkali bee)
Lineage: Eukaryota; Metazoa; Arthropoda; Insecta; Hymenoptera; Halictidae
Product: carbonic anhydrase 1
Cellular component (GO): cytoplasm
Molecular function (GO): zinc ion binding; carbonate dehydratase activity
Source: RefSeq, a predicted model, not a curated record